AUGGCGAUGAUGAAAAACGUGCAAGUGCCUACUGCAUUUAGAUGGCGUGGAUCAGUUAUUCCAAAAGUUUUAUUGACAUCAAUAUCUAUAACACUAUUGUCAGUAGCAGUAGUUUUAUGCUAUAAAAAGACAGAGUUCAAACCGUCAAUUCCUUUCUCUUUUAUUACUGUUUUAGGUUUUAUUGUUGGUUUGUUGUUGACUUAUAGAACAAAUACUGCUUAUGACAGAUAUUGGGAGGGAAGACGUAUUUGGUCUACUAUGGUUGUUAGUAUUCGUGCAUUGGCUCGCAAUAUUUGGGUAAACAUGCAACUAGACUCUAAAAAAGACAUUAUUGAAAAGAAAUCAGCCAUUAAUCUUGUAUUAGGGUUUGCAAUAGCAACAAAAUAUUAUCUUCGUGGAAAAGAUGGUAAUAGUGAAGAUUGUAAAGAUCUUAAACACCUUAUUUCAAAUAUUACAUCACAAUUACCUGGAUGGGAUCAAUUAGAAGCAUCAACUUCACGUGAAAAGAAACGUGAAGAGAAGAGUGAAAAGAAACCUUGGUUUGGUGCAAGACUUUUUAAUAAAGUAUUUAACCGUCAUCAUCAUCAUGAAGAAGAAAAAGAAAUUAAAAAUCAUAAUAUCCCAUUGGAACUUUUAUUUUAUCUCACAUCAUUUUUUAACGAUCAACCCGAAGAUAUAUUGGAUAAUCCUUCAAGAAGUAUUUGUUAUACUUCAAUGAACUCUUUGACUGAUUGUUUGACACAAUUUGAAAGAAUCUUAAGAACUCCAAUUCCAAAGGCCUAUUCUAUUCAUUUGGCCCAAACUGUUUUUAUUUAUUGUGUCACAUUGCCUUUUCAAUUAGUUUCUUUUGUUGAUUAUUGGACCAUUCCAAUUGUUUUUAUUUCUUGUAUUGUCUUAUUGGGUGUUGAAGGUAUCGGAGAAGAAAUCGAAAAUCCUUUUGGUUUGGAUGAUAACGAUUUGGAUUUAGAUCAAUUCUGCAUAGUUCUAGAAAAAGAAAUUAACACAAUCACAGCUCAUGCAAUUCCAAAUCUUGAACCUACAGAAGAAGAA
Molecule: messenger RNA, 1050 nt
Organism: Diversispora eburnea
Lineage: Eukaryota; Fungi; Glomeromycota; Glomeromycetes; Diversisporales; Diversisporaceae
Source: the annotation of a GenBank genome assembly